AUGUCAGCGAUUUCGACUGUACCCCGCUACCUCUUUCGUGCGUAUUCCCCAGGAUCAGAUGGCUACAACAGUGAAGAGAGAUUUGGAUCGAUGGCGCAAUUUAACCACCGGCUUGAAGUCACGUCCCUUACCCAGCUUCCGCCCGAGGAAGCGCGCAGUAUGGUCAAAGAUCAUGUCGUGUGGGAGAGCUGGAAAAAUCGAGACGAUGAUAUCCUCAUCUCAUUUACAUCCUCCUUUCUCUUUGCUCUCCAACACUGUAUUCGCAAGAUUUACAGGUGUCGGAGGACUUCUGAGGAAAACUGCUACAUAUGUAUCAUCGACACCUGGAAAUAUCCGCCCGGCACGUUUUCCUGGACGGUCGAUCUUCUGAAAGAUCAUAAUCUAUGCGAAAAGGACGAUGCUCGGCUGCGCCACGAUUAUCAGGAAGCAGAAUAUCUGGCUCAAUUUGAUCUGUCCACCUGUUUCCCGACGUCUUCAAAGUCAGACGGCGUCGUCUCCAUGAGUGAACUGAUCACUCGAGGAGGCCUCUUUCAGAUCCUUCCUGAGCUCAACGAGGAGAUCUACAAGGGGCAGCUCUGGAUUCGGCUGCAGCAACUUCGGCAGCGUUGGUAUCGGAGGACCGAGGCUGUGACUGCAGAGGAUAUGGAUGGAGCCCGGAAAUUGGCAUUGUGCUUUGGUUGGACGGUCACAACGCGAUUCCCGUUUGAGGAUACACGAACCGAUAUCCCUCCGACGCUCCAAGAGCUUGCAGAAUGGGAAAGACUCAUGAGGACAAUUUACAGAGCUCAAACAUCUCUGAAGACAGACAAUGCGGAGAGGGUGACUCGCCCAAGUGCCGAAAAGAGCAUUGACGAAGUUGCCGACAUUCUGAAAGACAUUAAGAUAUCACUUGGACCGUCCUAA
This is a messenger RNA of Cladophialophora immunda, 903 nucleotides long. RefSeq lists its product as uncharacterized. The transcript has 2 exons. NCBI's taxonomy places the organism in Eukaryota, Fungi, Ascomycota, Eurotiomycetes, Chaetothyriales, Herpotrichiellaceae. The record is from RefSeq and is a predicted model, not a curated record. Bases 1 to 903 code for a protein of 300 amino acids.